UAGUGGACGGAACGCUUCUUUCAGCAGCAGCAACAGUGAGUCAGACAUCUCGGUAGCUUGCUAGACAAAUUAGCCGAACCAAUAUAGCUCUUUAGACGCUUUCGUGUAUAUUAGCCACUGUGUUUUAAACCCAUUGCUGUCGUCUAGUUAGUUAUCCGAUUUAAUUUCAUAUUUACGGUGUAGUUAUUAUUAUUCAGCUAGCGGGGUGGUUAAGUUAGCAUUAGCCUUAGCUAACAUCCCCGACCAUGCGGUCACCAAGCUACUCUCCUUCUAAUGAAGAGAAGGAUAUCACAGUAAAACAAGAAGUAGAGAGUGGGGCCUUUACUGUGAAAGAAGAGGAGGACGCGUUCAGAGUGAAAGACGAGGAAGAUAUCACAGUAAAACAAGAAGUAGAGAGUGGGGCCUUUACUGUGAAAGAAGAGGAGGACGCGUUCAGAGUGAAAGAGGAGGAUGGUGUUACAGUGAAAGGAGAGCAUGUAGUUUAUGGCGUGAAAGAGGAGGGGGAGGAGAUGACUGUAACAUCGAAAGAGGAGGAACGUGGAUAUCUGGUUCCGGUUUCCCAAACGCAUCUUAAGGCGUCCAAUGGUUCUAACGAUGAACUCAACCGUAAGAUGGUUUUGAGAAACCGUUCCCUGAUUAACACUAUAUGUCAUGCAACAACAACCAAAGUGCUUCUUCGUUCAUUACAGGAGAGAGACGUGACUAUCGUGGAUCCUCUGGGGAGCCGCAACAACCUCAUGAUGCUGAGGAGACAGAGAAGAGUCUCUCCAGAUCAGAACACCUCAAUAAACACCCGCAGAGACCCACAAGGAAGAGAACUCACUGCUGCUCUGACUGUGGGAAGAUAUUCACAUCAUCAGGCAUUAAAAUUCAUCAGAGAACACACACAGGAGAGAAAUCUUAUAGCUGUGGUCAAUGUUGGAGGAGUUUUACAACAUUAAUCUCUCUGAAAGUACACCAGAGAACACACACGAGAGAAACGUUAUAGCUGUGAUCAUUGUGGGAAGAGUUUUGUUUAUGCUUGCCAUCUGACUCAACACCAGAGAACACACACAGGAGAGAAACCUUAUAGCUGU
Messenger RNA from Oncorhynchus mykiss (rainbow trout), 1076 nucleotides. Lineage: Eukaryota; Metazoa; Chordata; Actinopteri; Salmoniformes; Salmonidae. The record is from RefSeq and is a predicted model, not a curated record.